This is a messenger RNA of Capronia coronata CBS 617.96, 729 nucleotides long. RefSeq names its product glycerol 3-phosphatase 1. The record is from RefSeq and is a predicted model, not a curated record. The transcript has 3 exons. Gene Ontology annotation, molecular function: beta-phosphoglucomutase activity; sugar-phosphatase activity. Lineage: Eukaryota; Fungi; Ascomycota; Eurotiomycetes; Chaetothyriales; Herpotrichiellaceae. Bases 1 to 729 code for a protein of 242 amino acids.
AUGGGCUCAGUUGAAGAGCCCGGGGCUUCCUUUUCUGCACCACCCGAAAUCGUCUCGGCUAACGGUUUACUGUUCGACUUUGAUGGUACCAUUAUCGACAGUACAGAAGCCAUUGUCAAACACUGGCACAGGCAAGGCGAACUGAUGGGAGUUGAUCCCAACGUCAUCCUUGCCACUUCUCAUGGACGAAGAAGCAUUGAUACCUUCAAGAUGUAUGACCCUUCCAGGGCCAAUUGGGAAUACAUAAGCCAUGAGGAAGGGUUGAUCCCCAAAGAAUUCGGCCAGAAUGCAGUGGAGAUUCCUGGUGCUCGCAAACUGCUCACAAGUCUCGAAGCCGUCAAUGCCCCCUGGGCGGUCGUGACUUCCGGCACUCGAGCGUUGCUGACUGGCUGGAUUGAUGUGUUGAAGCUCGCCCAUCCUCGAUGCGUCGUAGUAGCAGAGGAUGUGGCGGAGGGCAAACCACACCCAGACUGUUACCUGCUUGGACGUCAGCGACUCGGCCUGGGCGAGGAAGCGCACAUGAUCGUUAUCGAAGAUGCGCCAUCGGGCGUCCGUGCAGGCAAGGCCGCAGGCUUCAAAGUCGUUGCCUUAACCACCACCCACACGAUUGGCCAGGUCAAGGAAGCGGGGGCGGACUGGAUUGUGCAAGACUUGAGAAGCAUCACGCUCAAGAGCUUUGCGGAGGGUAUCGUACAGAUCGAGAUCACCAAUGCCUUGGUCAGUGCGUAG